This is a messenger RNA of Ambispora gerdemannii, 1410 nucleotides long. The record is from the annotation of a GenBank genome assembly. Lineage: Eukaryota; Fungi; Glomeromycota; Glomeromycetes; Archaeosporales; Ambisporaceae.
AUGUCGGUCGUAUCAAAGAAAGCAUUAGUACCUGCGAGUCCUCCACAGAGUAAAUUUAAUUAUCCAUUGUUUGGGGACACUAUAAAGAUCGCUAAAUCCGUCUGUCAAUGGUCAAAAGGACUAGCGAAACAGGGAAAAGUUGUAAAGGCAAAAGUACGAGGACUCGAUGGCACAUUCAAGAAACAAAAAAUUUAUCAUUUAUCAGGGAUCGAAGGAAUGCAGGCAUUUUAUAAUGAACAAUAUGUAAUGCGAGGAAAUGUGCCAACGUUUCUAGAUCCUUAUUUGCUUGAUGGUUCAAGUACUCUGGGAAAUAUGAUGAAUGGUGAAGAGCAUAGAAACAAAAAAGAAAUAAUUUUAACUGCAAUACAUGAUCCGGAUCAUUUAAAACAUAUUUUCAGCGUAUUACGCAACGUAACACAUUCUUUUCUUCAAGAUUUACGAACAAAAUCCAAAGUAUAUAAAUACACGACAUUUCACUUUGAACGAUUAUUACGUGACCUUAUAGUCCGUCUAAUAACACAAUUCUUAUGGACUCACGAAGACGACGAUGAUUUUAUUGAGAAAAUGAUAAAAAAUAUUUCAAAUGCUCAGCAACUAAUUGUAAAAGUUCGUUUAUCUGCUUAUAAAAAGGGAAUGACAUUCUCAAAGAAACUACGCGACUUCUCACAUCGACGUCUGGCUGAACAUCGCUCAGAUCCAGAAAAAUAUAACGACACAAUGAAACAUUUGAUGACUGUUGAACCUCCAUUAGCGAACGAUGCAAUUGUUAUGGAAAUUCAACAUCUGGUAUUUUCGUUGCAUCGAAUUGAAUCUGCGAUUUCUGCUGCGUUGAUUUGUUUAUUGAAACAUAAGAAAUCUGACAUCUAUUCGAAUAUCAUGACGGAAUUAGAAAAAAAUCAGUCGUACAUAAAUUUAAUGCGAGAAGAUAUGCGGAUUAAAACACCAAUCACUCUUGCACUUCCUAAUUUGACUAAUGUCAUUAAAGAAUCGCUACGAAUAUUUCCGGUUAAUCCAGUUCAAUUUGGAACUUCUAUACAAGAAUUUAUAAUUCAGGGAUAUCAAAUUCCAAAAGGAAGAAUAAUUGUUGGUGGAUUAUGGGCAACAGGGUUCGAUCGGGAUAUAUAUGAUGAUCCUGAAGGAUUUCACCCAAAUCGAUUUGAACAUGAGAUUUCUGAAGUGGAGACUGGAUUUGAAUGGACUCCAUUUGGAUGUGGUGAAACACAUCGAUGUGCUGGACAAUCAAUCGUCAUAAGCAUUUGUACAUUUGUUGUCGCUCGUCUCCUAUCAGCAUUUGAGCUAGAAUUGGUGGAUCCGGAACAAGGAUUCGUUUAUCGCAAAGUUGUCCCUGUCCCUUCUAAUGAGUUACCACUGCAAGUUAAAAUUCGACCAGUUGAGAAAGUGGGACUUUGA